AUGGCGUUCGAAUGGAAAGCAGCCGGUCUCACCUACAACCGAUACCUCGCAGUUGCUGCAAGAGUUGUCCGCAGAUCUUUGAAGGAAGGACCCCGACUACAAGCUGAGAGAAGAGGCGAGAUGGACUUGAGGUUCGCGAAGUGGCAGAAUGGCAAACAGGGAGAGAACAAAAACCUAGGUGCUGCAAAUGCCGACGCCAUGGCCCACCACGCAACCGAAGAAGCAAAAUAG
Molecule: messenger RNA, 231 nt
Organism: Cladophialophora yegresii CBS 114405
Lineage: Eukaryota; Fungi; Ascomycota; Eurotiomycetes; Chaetothyriales; Herpotrichiellaceae
Product: F-type H+-transporting ATPase subunit epsilon
Exons: 3
Coding region: 1-231 (76 amino acids)
Biological process (GO): proton motive force-driven mitochondrial ATP synthesis
Cellular component (GO): mitochondrial inner membrane
Molecular function (GO): proton-transporting ATP synthase activity, rotational mechanism
Source: RefSeq, a predicted model, not a curated record